Striga hermonthica is the source of this 378-nucleotide messenger RNA. The record is from the annotation of a GenBank genome assembly. Lineage: Eukaryota; Viridiplantae; Streptophyta; Magnoliopsida; Lamiales; Orobanchaceae.
AUGGGGGUGGAGGCUCAGAAAGUGCCUUCUGCACGUGAGAGCCAACGACAUUUUGGGGAUACUGCUGAUGCUACUAAAAGUGCCAUGGUUAGUAUCAUAGGGCUCGACUCUGCUAAUAAGGUGCAACAGCUUUGUGAUGCUGUUCAUUUUUAUGUUGCGAAUUUCCGUUGCACUGUUCGGUUAGCUGUAACGGGUGCAUUCCACACGGGUUUUAUGGAACCAGCUGUGUCGAGACUAGAAGCUGCUUUUGCAUCAACAGUAAUAAAAACAUCCAGAAUACCUGUUAUUUCAAACGUCGAUGCGGAGCCUCAUGCAGAUCCAGCCACCAUCAACAGUGCACGUUCGAUUUUCUCAGAUAUUGAGAUAUAUUUUGUUUGA